Molecule: messenger RNA, 2382 nt
Organism: Nerophis lumbriciformis (worm pipefish)
Lineage: Eukaryota; Metazoa; Chordata; Actinopteri; Syngnathiformes; Syngnathidae
Source: RefSeq, a predicted model, not a curated record
CUGCUUGUGAUUGGCCCAACAGAAGCAUGGUCAGUGAGGGAGAAGCUGUGUUUGGCCACAUCGGUCAUGAAGAGUGGGGACCAAAACUGGGUCUCUGUCAGUCGAGCCAUCAAACCAUUUGCAGAACCCGGGCGCCCACCUGACUGGUUCUCUCAAAAGCACUGUGCCUCAAAGUAUUCUGAGCUUCUGGAAAACACUGAAGCACCAAAGAGGAAGCGAGGCGAGAAGGGGGAGGUGGUGGAGACGGUUGGGGACGUGAUAGUGCGCAGGCUGACGACUCAGAGGAUUGAUGAAUUAAAAAAAAUGAUCAAACAAACUCAAGAGGAGCACAGGACACUGAAGAAAGAGUCAGAACUCAUUCAAGCUGGUCAUCUAGAUUCCAAACUGGAAGAAUUAUGGAAGGAAAUUCAGCGGAAACAGAAAGUAGAAGAGGAAGAAGCAGAGUUGAAAAGAAAGUGCACAGACGCAGCCUACCAGGCCAGACAGGUAGCCAAGAACACACCUCGACGCUUGGCAGGUGCCAUCAUGCAUUCACCCACGAGUUGUAACUCAAGCCUGGAGUUUUCAUCAAGUGACCCUCUCCCAUGCUUGAAUCCUGAUUUUUCACCUACAAAAGACGUACAGGCUUCAGGAUCUGUCAGGUUGCUGUCAUUUCCCGACUCUUCUGGCUCCGGUAACGAGCACUUGUCACUUUGCGAUGACUCCACCCAGAAGAAGCUACUGGCCCAGAGAGGUACACCGCCCCCAUCACCACUCCUCUCUGAGCUACUGAAGAAAGGCAACAUUUUGGCUACAACGUCCAGAUUGACUGGAGAGCGUGACGUUACUGGCAAUAUGACCGCCGCACAUGACUUGCAGUUGACUCUGCCUUUCUCUCCAGCAUCAGGUGCGCCAAUGUUGUCUCGACUCUUGGAGGCAGGGCCCACCCAGUUCUCAGCCCAGUUGGGCUUUAUGGUCAGCAGAGACGCUACCUCAGACAGCACUCCCUCUCCAGUCAAAUCUGCUGCUUCGGCAUGUUCAGAAGUAGAUGUGAUUGCGCCAUCUGCGUCCUUUGGGUGCCAGCCUCCCGCCGCAAGUAUGAAGGUGUCUGAGCUGAGUGAAGAGGAUGUGACAGUUUCUUACAUGGCAGAUGAACUGGAUCUGAAGACGGUGGGGGAUAUCAUUGCUAUCAUUGAGGACAAGGCUGCAGAUGCUUUGGAUGCAGCAGCAGUCGAAGCUGCUCUCUUCCUGUGCGAAGAAAACGGUCACGCUCUUCCCGCUGCCUGGCAGGCUGAGCCGUUCCACACCCAAGACACACAAGCGGGGGUUCCUGAGUCAUCAUCUCUCCACUGCAGCCCGGCAAGGAAUCGAGCAGAGGAGUCAAAUGUUCAGGACGAAACUUCUGCUGUGCUCUCCGCCGCGUGCAUUAGUCAAGAUAACUGUGAUGUGGCAAGGGCUUUGUACACUGCCAGACUGGAGCACCUGCCAAGCCCGCGGCUAGGAGAGACACCGGAGACAAAGUACACCAUCAAAGUCACAUCGAGGAAAGAUGGGUACAGGAAAUACCCCAAAACCCCAGGGAAGGAGAUAAAGGAGGAGAGUGAAAAAAGCAUCAAAAGUCAAGAAAAUGCCUCAGGGAUACACAUGGACAGUGAGGUCAACGGGACAGAAGAUGAUGAUGAGGAGGAGGAUGAAGAAGAUGGCGCUGAGGAAUUCUCAUCAGAGCCUGACGGGGAGAUGGAGCGUGUAGCUAGCGAGAGCGAGGACGCGUGCAGCCUCCACACUGCUACGUCGUCGCUGCAGCUCCACACCACGGCUGACUCCAUCCCCAGCAGCCCUGCGUCGUCACAGUUUUCUUUGUGUAGCGAGGACUUGGAGGCUCUGCAGGCUCACAAGAUCUGGAAGAAGGCCAUCAUGUUGGUUUGGCGUGCAGCUGCCAAUCACAGGUAUGCAAAUGUCUUCUUGCAGCCAGUGACAGAUGAAAUUGCACCAGGUUAUCAUAGCAUAGUGCACAGGCCCAUGGAUCUGGCGACCAUUAAGAAAAACAUUGAAAGCGGUACCAUGCGAACCACAGCCGAGUUCCAACGUGACAUCAUGCUGAUGUUUCAGAAUGCCGUCAUGUACAACAGCCUGGAUCAUGACGUGUACCACAUGGCUGUGGAGAUGCAGCGUGAUGUCCUGGAGCAGAUCCAGCAGUUUCUAGCGACCCAACUUAUCAUGGAGACAUCAGAGUCCGGGAUUAGCGCCAAGGGGCUUAGAGUGCGUGAGAGUCUACGGCGGCAAGACUCCACUGACAAGGACACCUUCUCCAUGUCAUCUCCUGCUUUUCUACUGUCCCUUUUUGAUGGAGGCACCAGAGGGCGCCGCUGUGCCAUCGAAGCUGAUCUCAAGAUGAAGAAGUGA